Molecule: messenger RNA, 907 nt
Organism: Sitodiplosis mosellana (orange wheat blossom midge)
Lineage: Eukaryota; Metazoa; Arthropoda; Insecta; Diptera; Cecidomyiidae
Product: ornithine lipid N-methyltransferase-like
Exons: 2
Coding region: 110-802 (230 amino acids)
Source: RefSeq, a predicted model, not a curated record
UGAGGUGAUGCUCCAAUUUGUAAUUGAUCGCUGAAAAGCGUACGUUUGAUUUUUUGGCCAGUUCGCAUUUGAUUAGUUCGUAAUUUUUCUGUAAAAUAAACAGUAAACUAUGGCCUUGGAAGUGAUGUCGAAACUCGCGUUUUACGCUUCUCACGUCAUCAAAGGACUGUUUGAGAUUGCCGUGGGAACAGAAGAGUUCAUAUACGAUGACAAAGGCAACGUCAUCUCAAAAUUACCAUCGAAACGCAAACAAGUUUGGGUCUUCGCCAAGAAUUUUCUCAAGGAACCGGUGAUGUUGGGCUCGGCAUUUCCAAGCUCUCAAUUUACAACUGAAAAACUUUUGGCACCUAUCGAUUUUGAGAAUGCAAAAGUGAUCGUCGAAUACGGAGCUGGCGUUGGCAAUAUUUCUAUUGAAAUUCUGCGAAGAAUGCGCAAAGAUGCAAAGCUCUUGGUGUUCGAGAUAAAUGAGGAUUUGAUUGAAUUUCUGAAAAAUGAGUACGAUGAUGAGCGUUUCAUUGCCUCAGGCCGUUCAGCCGCUGAUGUCGAAGAAGUGCUAUGUGAACACAACCUGGACCAACCAGACUAUAUCAUCUCAGGCAUUCCAUUCUCAACGAUGCCACCGAUGAUUGCCAAAUCCAUCAUGAAAGCCACCAAAUCUGUUUUAAAACCCGGUGGCAAAUUUUUGGUUUAUCAGUUCCGUAACAAUGUCCUUGAGUUCUUGAAGCCAAACUUCAAACACAUUGAUCGCAAUUAUGAAAUCGUCAAUUUGCCACCAAUGCGACUAUUUUAUGCGUACAAUUAGGUCAAGCGGGUCUUGCUUUUAGCGAGAAGAAUAAUCUCAUAAUCAGAAUUUAAUAUUUGUUAAGUAAGCCAAAUAAAUCGAAUUGCACAUUGAAAGGAAAACUAA